This is a messenger RNA of Oncorhynchus masou masou (cherry salmon), 3611 nucleotides long. RefSeq names its product cadherin-10-like. The transcript is spliced from 12 exons. Bases 267 to 2666 code for a protein of 799 amino acids. Gene Ontology annotation, cellular component: plasma membrane; adherens junction; catenin complex. The record is from RefSeq and is a predicted model, not a curated record. NCBI's taxonomy places the organism in Eukaryota, Metazoa, Chordata, Actinopteri, Salmoniformes, Salmonidae. Gene Ontology annotation, biological process: multicellular organism development; cell-cell junction assembly; homophilic cell-cell adhesion. Gene Ontology annotation, molecular function: cadherin binding; calcium ion binding.
ACUUCCAGAGGGAGAGAUGCUCAUCGUGAGAGAGAGAAAGAGAGUGAGUGAGAGAGAGAGAGAGACCAUUCCGUGUUCAGUGUGUCGGUCGCAUACAACGGAUUCACACAGGCGCACAUUGAUUAAACUUUCUGCUACAUCAAACCGUGGUUUCUACACAGCCAUCAAGGAAGAGGACUAUGAGGGUGAAGCCCAGCUCCCUUAAAGGACGUAAAAACCAGUGCAGAUAGAGGAUUGGCGUUCUGUGCAAAUACCACAAUUCCACCAUGAGGACUUGCUUGCUGACCAUGAUAUGGGCGUGCUUGUCCCUUUAUGUGAACUCCACAUCUAUUAGCAGAAAGACUGUGUUAGAGAUGGGAGGAGAGGAGGACAGAGAUGGAGGACAGAGUUGGAGGACAGAGAAGGGAGGGAAGAUACUGAAACGUUUCAAACGAGGAUGGAUGUGGAACCAGUUCUUUCUACAGGAAGAGUACACUGGGAGUGAUAAGCAGUACAUUGGCAAGCUUCAAUCUGACAUGGACAAGAGGGAUGGAACCCUGAAGUACAUUCUAACCGGGGACGGGGCUGGAGACAUAUUUACUAUUGAUGAAAACAAUGGUGACCUCCAUGCCAAUAAGAGACUGGACAGAGAGGAGAAGGCCUUCUAUACCCUCCGAGCCACCGUAGUCAACAAGAACACAGGCCUGAAACUGGAGCCUGAGACAGAGUUCAUCGUUAAACUUCAUGAUAUCAAUGACAAUGAGCCUAAGUUCGCAAAGGAACUUUACAUUGCCAGUGCACCUGAGAGGUCUAAUAUAGGUACUUCAGUCACCCAGGUAACAGCCACGGAUGCAGAUGACAGCAUGUACGGGAACAGCGCUAAACUACGAUACAGCAUCAGCCAGGGGCACCCAUACUUCUCUGUGGACCCAAACACAGGUAUCAUCAGGACAGCCCUGGGGCCUGGAGAGAUGGACCGGGAGAAGCGGGAGCACUACCAGGUGGUGAUUGAAGCCAAGGACAUGGCAGGCCAAAGGGGAGGCUUAACUGGAACCACCACAGUCAACAUCACCCUGACCGACGUCAACGACAACCCCCCACGCUUCUCUCAGAGUAUAUAUCAGUUCAGCGUUCCAGAGUCUAUAAAAACUGGAAUCCCAGUUGGGAGAAUCAACGCAGUAGAUAAAGACCUUGGGAAGAAUGCGGAGAUGUACUACAGUGUUGUCAGUGGGGAUGGUUUGGACAUGUUCGAUGUCAUCACGGACAAAGACUCACAGGAAGGCAUCAUUACUGUUCUAAAGCCACUGGAUUAUGAAAAGACCCGAUCCUAUACACUGGAGAUCCAGGUACAGAACACGCAGACCUUGGACACUCGCUUCCUGGGGUACCUACCCAACAAGGACAUGGCCACAGUCAGGAUCGGCAUAGAAGAUGUGGAUGAGCCUCCUCUGUUUGAGAAAGCCAGCUACAUGAUGGAGGUGAAGGAGGAUGCAGCCGUGGGUACUGCAGUAGGGUCUGUCAGGGCUAUGGACCCGGAUGGAUACAACAGUCCAGUCAGAUACUCCAUUGAUCGUCGUACUGAUCUAGACAGGCUUUUCAACGUGCAUUCUGGGAAUGGGUCCAUAUUUACCAUAAGACCUCUUGACCGAGAAGAAGCUGCCUGGCACAACAUUUCUGUUAUCGCAACAGAGUUCAACAAACCUCUGCAGACCAGUUGGGUGCCAGUCUAUGUCCGUCUUCUAGAUGUCAACGACAACGCACCCAAGUUUGCCUCUUUCUACGAGACGUUUGUUUGUGAAAAGACUAAGGCUGGACAGAAGAUCCAGACGGUGAGUGCUGUGGAUGCAGAUGACCCGGUGGGUGGACACAAGUUCUUUUUCAGUCUGGCUAUGGACGGGGCUUACAGAGGCAACUUCACAGUCAAAGACAAUGGCGAUAACACAGCUGGCGUCCUAACCCGGCGCUCCAGCUACAGCCAACUGCACAAGAGCAUCUACCUGGUUCCUGUGGUGAUCACGGACGGGGACUUCCCCAUGCAGAGCAGCACGGGGACGCUGACGGUGCGCGUGUGCACCUGCGACCGCGAAGGCAACAUGGAGCUGUGCAACGCCGAGGCCCAGACCAGCUCAGCUGGACUUAGCACCGGGGCCCUGGUGGCUAUCCUGCUGUGUGUCAUCAUCCUCCUCAUGAUCAUAGUGCUGUUUGCUGCUCUGAAGAGGCAGAAGAAGAAGGAGCCUCUGAUCAUCUCUAAAGAGGACGUGCGAGACAACGUGGUCAGCUACAAUGACGAGGGGGGCGGAGAGGAGGACACCCAGGCUUUCGACAUCGGGGCUCUGCGUAACCCCGAGGCCAUCGAGGAGAGCAAGCAGAGGCGGGACAUCAUCCCGUCGGGCACUCUGUUCCCCCCUAUCAGACGGACAGCCAUCCCGUCGCGGGACAACGCCGAUGUCCGGGACUUCAUAAACCAGCGGGUGCAGGAUAACGACAGUAACCCCACAGCCCCCCCUUAUGACUCUCUGGCCACAUAUGCCUACGAGGGAACCAGCUCAGUGGCUGAGUCUCUGAGCUCCUUGGAGUCAGCAUCCUCUGAAGGGGACCAGGACUACAACUACCUCAGUGACUGGGGGCCCCGCUUCAGGAAACUGGCUGACAUGUACGGGGCUGAGGACAGCGACCGUGAAUCCUAACACACCACCUGAACUGUUUGUGGGUGGGAGCUAGGAGGAUGACUUAUGACUGACUGUAAUCUGUCUUCUCAGAAAAGAAGAUACAUGUUGCAGCCCAAGUUUUUUUACAAAGUGCCCUUUUAUUCCUUCCAACUCAGUAGGACAUAGUUCCUUCUGACGGCCAGACCAGACAGAGACUGUGCAGCUGUGUGGAUUUGUUUUACUGCAAGGCCGACCUUUGAAGAGAGGAUGAACUUCAGUCCCUCAGUUGAAGUUAAGAGCCGGAGUUCAGUGUCAAAAAAACAACAAUAAAAAGAUACAUUUAUUUUUCAUUUCUGUUUACGUCUGUCACUCUAUGCUGCAUUGGAAGGAAAUACAACACUGAUUACACAUUUCUCUGAAUACUUCUGUGUAUUCUUAAGUAAUAUCUCCUUUAGUUCCUCUGUACUGUUACUGAAGUGCAGUAUGUUGUACUUGGUAUAUUUGUGUGUUUUAGUGAAAUGGAACUUUGCUUUUCCAGGAACAAGGAACUGGAAUUGAACAUAUCUUAAGAUAUUCUUCAUACCUUUUUUUGAAAAGUUCAAAUUCUUAAAAAGGAAGGAAAGCCCAGCACCAAAAUAAAACAUUGCUUCAUGAAUGUUUACGGAACCGAAGAAUGGACAGCCACUCUGUACAUAUGCUCUAUUGCUCUAUCAAGCCUUCUGUUACACAGACAAUUCACUAUCUAAGAACAACUCUCUGAAGAUGUGAUUUGACACAAGAACUGUGUGUAUCUAUCUCUGUACAUGAUGAUAACUGCAGAAAUGGAGGGAAAUGAGGAACCAUGCGCCAAGAUUUACAGUGAAUUUCAGCAUCAUCUGACAACAUUAGCAUAAUCCAUCAUUAGUCAAUCAUCAUCAAUCAAUCAUUGUCAUAUUAGACGUGAUUGUUCCAACAAUGUACACACACACACGUGGCUUACUUACA